Molecule: messenger RNA, 1569 nt
Organism: Nothoprocta perdicaria
Lineage: Eukaryota; Metazoa; Chordata; Aves; Tinamiformes; Tinamidae
Gene: IL11RA
Product: interleukin 11 receptor subunit alpha
Exons: 13
Coding region: 63-1307 (414 amino acids)
Biological process (GO): cytokine-mediated signaling pathway
Cellular component (GO): external side of plasma membrane; membrane
Molecular function (GO): protein binding; cytokine receptor activity
Source: RefSeq, a predicted model, not a curated record
CACCGGCACCGGCCGCGGGCCCGGCCCAGCAUGGACACAUAGCCGCGGCGCCACGCGGGAAGAUGCGCAGUCGUGCCCGCGGCCUGGGCAGGGUGAUGGUGUGCCUCGCCGCGGCCCUCGCCUCCGCCUGCCUCGCUGUGCCCGAGGGCUGGGGAGAGGAAGGUGUGCAGUACGGCCAGCUGGGGACAGACGUGACCCUGCCGUGCGCCGGCGCCCGUCCCGGCUCGCCGGUGCAGUGGCGGCGCGCCGGGGCGGCGGCGCUGCCGGCGGGCUCCGCGGUGCGGCACCACGGCGCCCUGCUGCUGCCGCGCGCCGGCCUCGCCGCCGCCGGCGCCUACAGCUGCCACGGCGAGGACGGCGCCCUGCUGCACGCCGUGGCCCUGCGCCUGGGCCACCUGCCCGGGGUGCCCUUUGUGUCCUGCAGAGCUUCCGACUAUGAGAACUUCUCCUGCUCCUGGACCUCCAGCCUCGAGACCUUCCUCCCCACCAGAUACAUCACCACCUAUAGGAAGAAGUCGCUGACAGGAGAAGAGAAGCGGAGGAACAGGAACGGGCCCGUGGGGCCGUGCCUGCAGGAUCCAGCCCACGCCGGCACCUGCACCGUUCACAAGUCCGAGUUCUGGAGCUCCUACCGCAUGAAUGUCACCGAGGUGAACCCGCUGGGCUCCAGCUUUCGCCUCCUCGACAUCACCAUGCAGGCCAUCAUCAAGCCAGACCCUCCAGAAGGCCUUGUGGUGGAGCCCGUGCCGCGGGCACCACGGCGGCUCCAGGUGAGCUGGAGGUACCCCGCGUCCUGGCCCAAGGAGCCCCACUUCCAGCUCAAGUUUCGGCUCCAGUACCGGCCGGUCAUCCACCGCUCCUGGUCCGUGGUGGAGACGGUGAACCUCUCCGAGGUGAUCACAGAUGCCUUCGCAGGGUUGGAGCACGUGGUCCAGGUCAGCGCCAAGGAUUUCCUGGAUGCAGGAAACUGGAGCGAGUGGAGCGCGGAGGUGCGGGCGACGCCAGUCAGAGACCCUGCCACCGUGGUGAGUGAAGAAACCACUACAGACACCAGCCUGGAGAGCCUGGCUGAGGAGCCCUCGCAGGCUCCCAAUCCUGAGCCCAUCAAUCGCAGCGACCCCCUGGAGAAGACGGCCAUCCUGGUCUCCCUCAGUAUCUUUGCCUUCUUCAUCCUGGCUACCAUUCUGGUCAUCACCAUCCUCGUCUGGUUCCGAAUGAGGAAACACAGCAAGGACGAGACCAAACCCCACAACUUCUUGGUUGCUGCCACCCGCUUGAAGGCUCUGCCGAAGGCUCAGAUCCUGUAAUGAGGCCUGGUCUCCCCCAGCUGAGCACCUGCUCACCCGCAUACGGGACUCGACACCACUGUUGGCCCCAGCAGGGCUUCCCGCCGCCCGGAGCAGGGCCUGGCUUUGGACAUUGCCUGCAGCCCAGCACCGUUGGGGCGCAGGAUGGACCCCAGGGAGCGGGGCUGUGCUCUGAGGGCUGCCCGUGCUCCCGGGCACCGGCCGGACGCACCGUGGACUCAGCGUGGACAGUCCCCGUGGCUGGGCGCUGCGGUACAACACG